GAUAUAUGAUGGCCGGCGUCAUUCCGCCAUUUUACAAACUGUGAAUGUUAAAAAACAUUUGUUAAUUAAAAUUAAUUAAUUUGAUAGUUUUUGUGUCUUAAUACUUGAGUUUUAAUAUAUAAACAAAUGGGUGAAGAAAAUAAAGGAGAACGAGAUGAUAGAUCAGGCGAUAAAGAACGUAGGCGACGAUCUCGUUCUAGAGAACAUAGAAAAAGAUCUCGAUCACGUAGUCGUGAUAGACGAGAACGUCGACGCAGUCGUUCUGGCUCACCAAGGACUAAAUCCCGUUCACGUAGACGCAAGCCUUCACUUUACUGGGAUGUUCCUCCACCUGGUUUUGAACAUAUUACUCCAUUACAAUACAAAGCUAUGCAGGCGGCUGGACAGAUUCCUGCAAAUAUAGUAGCAGAUACUCCACAAGCUGCUGUUCCCGUUGUGGGAUCGACAAUAACUCGACAAGCACGUCGACUUUAUGUUGGAAAUAUACCAUUCGGUGUAACAGAAGACGAAAUGAUGGAAUUUUUCAAUCAACAAAUGCAUUUAAGUGGUUUAGCUCAAGCUGCAGGAAAUCCUGUACUGGCGUGUCAAAUUAAUUUGGACAAGAAUUUUGCGUUUUUGGAAUUUCGAUCAAUCGAUGAAACAACUCAGGCAAUGGCAUUUGAUGGUAUUAAUUUUAAAGGACAAAGUUUAAAAAUAAGGCGACCACAUGAUUACCAACCAAUGCCAGGCAUGACAGAUAGCACUUCAAUAAACGUACCUGCUGGAGUAAUAAGCACUGUUGUUCCUGAUUCACCACAUAAAAUAUUCAUUGGAGGGUUGCCUAAUUAUUUGAAUGAAGAACAGGUCAAAGAACUCCUCAUGUCAUUUGGUCAACUUAGAGCUUUCAAUUUGGUUAAAGAUUCGGCAACUGGUUUAAGUAAAGGAUAUGCAUUUGCCGAAUACAUUGAUUUCACAAUGACAGAUCAGGCAAUCGCUGGAUUAAAUGGUAUGCAAUUGGGUGACAAAAAAUUAAUUGUUCAACGUGCAAGUGUUGGAGCCAAGAACGCACCAUUAGGACAAGUAGCACCAGUACAGAUUCAAGUACCAGGAUUAAGUAUGGUUGGAACUUCAGGACCAGCUACGGAAGUAUUAUGUUUACUUAAUAUGGUCACACCAGACGAACUUAGAGACGAAGAAGAAUAUGAAGAUAUUCUUGAAGACAUUAAAGAAGAAUGCAGCAAGUAUGGUGUUGUACGAAGUAUAGAAAUUCCACGUCCAAUUGAUGGCGUAGAAGUUCCAGGAUGUGGAAAAGUAUUCGUUGAAUUUAACUCUGUUUUGGAUUGUCAAAAAGCGCAACAUACAUUAACAGGUCGUAAAUUUAGUAAUCGUGUUGUAGUGACGUCAUACUUUGACCCUGAUAAAUAUCAUCGAAGAGAAUUUUAAAACAGAACAAACCAUUCGAGCGCUUUUAUAGUUUUUAUCUCAAAUAAUAAAAGUAAUGCUUCUAUUUUUAAGAUUUACAAAUAUGUAUUUUUAGGUCCAGU
Molecule: messenger RNA, 1523 nt
Organism: Chrysoperla carnea
Lineage: Eukaryota; Metazoa; Arthropoda; Insecta; Neuroptera; Chrysopidae
Gene: U2af50
Product: splicing factor U2AF 50 kDa subunit
Exons: 5
Coding region: 127-1422 (431 amino acids)
Biological process (GO): mRNA processing
Cellular component (GO): commitment complex; U2AF complex; nuclear speck
Molecular function (GO): pre-mRNA 3'-splice site binding; poly-pyrimidine tract binding
Source: RefSeq, a predicted model, not a curated record